Dama dama (fallow deer) is the source of this 796-nucleotide messenger RNA. RefSeq names its product mitochondrial contact site and cristae organizing system subunit 13 (gene MICOS13). The record is from RefSeq and is a predicted model, not a curated record. Gene Ontology annotation, biological process: cristae formation. Gene Ontology annotation, cellular component: mitochondrial crista junction; MICOS complex. NCBI's taxonomy places the organism in Eukaryota, Metazoa, Chordata, Mammalia, Artiodactyla, Cervidae. Bases 313 to 669 code for a protein of 118 amino acids. The transcript has 4 exons.
CACCAGGGCCGUGCCGCGCCCGACUGGAUUUCCCAGGAGGCUUGGCAGCUAGACGAACCGUCCGGCGCCUCACGGGAAGUGAUGACUACUUUUCCCAGACAGCUUUGCGGUGGCCGGUCCUUGAGGACUAAUCUUCGCGGAGACAUCUUUUGCAUUCGCAUCGCAGCCCAUCUUUGGUUUCUCGGAGCCGAGACUCCGACUCCCGGAAGCCUUUGCGGCUGACAAGAGACUACGCGUCCCAGAGGCCCCUGCGGCGCCGCAACCGGAAGCGGCGGGCGAGCCGAGUGUCCUUGCGCGCGGAGCCGAGCGAUCAUGGUACCCCGAGUUUGGUCUCUGAUGAGGUUCCUCAUCAAGGGCAGUGUGGCUGGGGGUGCUAUAUACCUGGUGUACGACCAGGAGCUGCUGGGGCCCAGUGACAAGAGUCAGGCGGUCCUUCAGAAAGCCGAGGAGGUGGUCCCCACUGCCGUGUACCAGUUCAGCCAGUACGUGUGCGAGCAGACAGGCCUGAAGUUACCACAGCUCCCAGCCCCUCCAAAGUUUAACUUUCACAUCCGCGACUCUUGGAAUUCAGGCAUCAUCACCAUGAUGUCAGCUCUGUCCGUGGCCCCCUCUAAGGCCUGGGAAUACUCCAAGGAGGGCUGGGACUACCUGAAGGAGCGAACCAAGUAGCCUGUCAGAGGAAGCUGUCUGCCCCAGGCGGGAACAGGGGCAGGGGUGCCACGAACACCAGACUGGGACCCAACUGGGCAGCUCCUGGCCUUGCUGGCCCAAUAAAGGACUUGGAAGUGUUCCUCAA